AUGGCAGUGUCCACCGCGGUGGCUGUACUGGCUGCCCUGGGCGGGGCGCUGUGGCUGGCGGCCCGGCGGUUUGUAGGGUCCGGGGUCCAGAGGCUGCGCAGAGGGGGAGAUCCCGCCCUCAUGCACGGGAAGACAGUGCUGAUCACUGGGGCGAACAGCGGCCUGGGCCGUGCCACGGCCGCCGAGCUACUACGGCUGGGGGCGCGGGUGAUCAUGGGCUGCCGGGACCGCGCGCGCGCUGAGGAGGCGGCGGGUCAGCUCCGCCGCGAGCUCCGCCAGGCCGUGGAGUGCGGUCCAGAGCCCGGCGUCAGCGGGGCGGGCGAGCUCGUAGUGCGGGAGCUGGACCUCGCCUCCCUGCGCUCAGUGCGCGCCUUCUGCCAGGAGAUGCUCCAGGAAGAGCCUCGGCUGGAUGUCUUGAUCAAUAAUGCAGGGAUCUUCCAGUGCCCUUACAUGAAGACUGAAGAUGGGUUUGAGAUGCAGUUCGGAGUGAACCAUCUGGGGCACUUUCUACUCACCAAUCUUCUCCUUGGACUCCUCAAAAGUUCAGCUCCCAGCAGGAUUGUUGUAGUUUCUUCCAAACUUUAUAAAUAUGGAGAUAUCAACUUUGAUGACUUAAAUAGUGAACAAAGCUAUAAUAAAAGCUUUUGUUAUAGCCGGAGCAAACUGGCUAACAUUCUUUUUACCAGGGAACUAGCCCGCCGCUUAGAAGGCACAAAUGUCACCGUCAAUGUGUUGCAUCCUGGUAUUGUACGGACGAAUCUGGGGAGGCACAUACAUAUUCCACUGUUGGUCAAACCACUCUUCAAUUUGGUGUCAUGGGCUUUUUUCAAAACUCCAGUAGAAGGUGCCCAGACUUCCAUUUAUUUGGCCUCUUCACCUGAGGUAGAAGGAGUGUCAGGAAGAUACUUUGGUGAUUGUAAAGAGGAAGAACUAUUGCCCAAAGCUAUGGAUGAAUCUGUUGCAAGAAAACUCUGGGAUAUCAGUGAAGUGAUGGUUGGCAUACUAAAAUAAGAACAAGCAGUAAAAGAGCUAUUUAUAAAACUACCUAUCAGUUAUAUCUGUGAUCAGGAAUGGUGUGGCUUGAGUACUUGUUACUUGAAGUAAAAGAAUUUUGGUAUUGCAAUAGCACUGCUAAGAGGUACAUGUGAAUGUUUUGGAGUUAUUGAAAAAUUUUGGGGAUAACAAAAUUUGAGCAAAGAUGUUUUAAAUAUAUAGUAAAUAUAAUGAAUAAUAAGUAUAAUGAAAAAUAUAUUGUAAAAUUAUAACUGGGUAAGCAUGAAUGGCAAAUAUUAAUAUUUAUCAGAAUUAAGUGACUCAAAGUGCUAUUCAAGAGGUUUUUCAAGUAUCUUUGAGUUUCAUGGCCAAAGCAUUAACUAUUUUUACGACGAUGCUUAUUUUUGUGUAGAAAUAAUCUCCCUGGUGUGUGCACACAAGUCUUACUUGGAAUAAAUUUACUGAUACAGGUUA
Callithrix jacchus (white-tufted-ear marmoset) is the source of this 1467-nucleotide messenger RNA. It is a transcript of the gene RDH14, whose product is annotated as retinol dehydrogenase 14. NCBI's taxonomy places the organism in Eukaryota, Metazoa, Chordata, Mammalia, Primates, Cebidae. The record is from RefSeq and is a predicted model, not a curated record.